UCGACGCGUACGUUCGUGAAUAGUUUGAUAUGGGUUGUGGAUCUUAUAGUAAUUUUCUCAGGUAGGCCAAUUCGUGGUCAUUAGUCGUAUACGAUCGAGGUUUUGUAUUAGCAAUAGGAAAAAAAAUAUAUAUAUGUUUCAAGUGAAGGAACAGGCUAGGAUCAUUUUUAACGGGCCACGCGACAUACCACGCGCCACUCACGCGCUUUGCCUUUCCAUCUUGCUGCCAAAAGUGUCUCUCUAGGGACGAAUUUCACACGUUUUACACGGCAGAUGUUCUAUCCUCAUUUUCUGUUGUUCCUCAAUGUUUCCCUAUCGAUAUUAUCAUCAAAAUUAAACUUUUCCUUAUCAUUAUUAUUCGACAAUCGUAUUCCACGAUUUAGAAUGAUAGUUCAUGAGUGAUAGCUCUUGCUUGAUAGCAGGUGAGUCGAUCUCCGUACGAGAAGAUACCCGAAGGUGAGAGAAUUGCAGGUGAGAGAAACCGGGCAAGCGCAUCGCGAGGCAUACUGUUACGCACCUGGAUUUCACUGCUAUCAUUACUUCGUAAAAUGCGGUCAGUGGAUGUGUGGCAGCUUCUUCGAUUUCGAGACUUUUGUAACCGAAAGUACUGUGUAUGUUUCUACCGGUAGAACGUACGAGAAACAUGUUCAUAUUGUUCAUGAUAUCUGGACCGUGAUAAAAUAAUCGAACAACUGAUCGAAUUUACGAGUCCUCGAUGUCGUUCUUAUCUGUCCACCUAAUCACAUCAUUUGGAGCAGCGACAUCUAUUUUGUCGCAAACACUCAGGAAUAAUCUUUCCUGUGAUAAAUCUUUCAGUAAACCUAUUCGGAAAUCUCAGACCAUCCUCGUGAUAAGUUGCCACUGAACGCUUUUCAAGGAUUCGUCAUCCUCGCGUUUAGUGGAACGAGAUCUAAGACGGGAAGCAUGUCGUUGCAUUAUCCCCAAGGAUAUCGGUAUCGUCCGGCUAGUAAAGCUGUCGGAUCAGGAAAUGGAGAACAAGGUUCCGACAGUGAUGUUGCCGAACUCAGUGAUCUCGAAGAUGACGAGGAUGAAGAUGGAGGCAGCCAGUCGACCAAUAGACGUGUUGAACAAAACGUGGAGGAAGAGGAGGAUGAGGAUGAUAACGAGGAUGAAGAUGAUGAUGAUGACGAGAAUGACGAAGACGAAGAGGAAGAUGAAAAUGAAGAGGACAAUGGAGUAGAUGAUGUGAAUGAGUUACCUUAUCCUGGUUUCGUGCCGGUUGCAUUGCGAUAUCUCGACCAGAAUACACGGCCGCGCAACUGGUGUCUGGCACUCAUCACUAAUCCGUGGUUCGAAAGAGUGAGCAUGAUGGUAAUUCUUUUAAACUGCAUUACAUUGGGGAUGUACCAGCCAUGUGUCGACGACCAGUGUGUUACAAAUCGUUGUAAAAUAUUACAAAUGUUCGAUGACAUCAUUUUCGCUUUUUUCUCCCUGGAGAUGACAAUCAAAAUGGUCGCGAUGGGCAUUUACGGAAAAGGGACAUAUCUCGCGGAUUCCUGGAAUAGAUUGGACUUCUUUAUAGUGAUUGCUGGUGCCCUGGAAUAUUGUUUGAACGUGGAAAACAUGAAUUUAUCGGCAAUAAGAACAAUAAGAGUUCUUAGACCUCUACGUGCCAUCAACAGAAUUCCAAGUAUGAGGAUAUUGGUGAUGCUUUUACUCGACACUCUUCCUAUGCUGGGCAACGUGCUGCUCCUAUGUUUCUUCGUCUUCUUUAUAUUUGGUAUUGUCGGCGUGCAACUGUGGGAGGGCAUCUUGCGUCAACGGUGCUUCCUGAAGGCUUUACCCAACGUCAAAUAUCCCGAGUUACUCUCGGACGAGUACUCGGUUCGAUCACGCAUUUACGACCUUGAGAAGUACUUCGAAUAUCAGGGUCAGGACUACAUUUGCUCGCGUCCCGACGACAACGGAAUGCACUCUUGCAGUAACUUACCGCCACUCAAAUUGGGAAACGUGGUUUGCAAUAAUACCGCGUUGCCAAACAAUAAUACAACGUUUAUCACCAACGACACCUGCGUUAAUUGGAAUCACUACUAUACGGAAUGCAAGGGUCAGGGUAACAAUCCUUUCCAAGGAACGAUAUCAUUCGAUAAUAUCGGUCUUGCCUGGGUCGCAAUAUUUCUUGUAAUCAGUCUUGAGGGAUGGACGGAUAUAAUGUAUUACGUGCAGGAUGCUCAUUCUUUUUGGGAUUGGAUAUAUUUUGUCCUUUUAAUUGUGAUUGGUUCCUUCUUCAUGAUUAAUCUCUGCUUAGUCGUAAUAGCAACGCAAUUCUCAGAAACGAAAAAGAGGGAAAUGGAGAGAAUGCGACUGGAACGUGCUCGUUUUCAUUCUACAUCAACCCUUGCAUCGUCGACAAAUACUUCAGAGCCAACUACAUGUUACGCAGAAAUUGUUAAAUAUAUCGCACACCUGUGGCGAAGGGGGAAGAGGAGAUUAAUGAAGAGGUACCGAGUAUAUUUAUACAAAAGACAACAGAAACGUGAGCAGAAUUUACUCAAGCAACAACAUGGACACCCAUUUCGAGGAGGUGCACCCGGCUUUGAUCCGAAUAGAUUACCCGGAGAUAGAAGACUCCAUCACGGUAGAUGUCCCAAACUGUUGGCGGCUUUGGAAUAUGCGGAACAGCAGCAACAACAGCAGCAAGGCAUUGGCAGUGGUGGGGAAUCGCUUACUGAUUUCCCAGCGAACAGUCCUCCGACACAGACUGCAAUCCUUGCAACCACGAUUGGAAAUAAUGGCGGUAGCAAUGGGAAUUUGGCAAUUGCGCCUCGUGCCAGUCCCGAAGUAUCCGAGGCAGAUGUCUCUUCGAAUGUGUGCAAUCGUAUGGGGCUUCAUCGAACUUCAUCCGUUUCUUGCAAUGGAAGCGAUAAUAUUCUUUCGAAUGCGACCGAAGCAAGCAUUCAGACGAACAACGCGCUGUUAAGUCCGCCUUGCACACAUUAUCGCAGAAGAAGCAGCGUGAUGUUCAGCGAUGUAGUGUUGCUGCAUGGCAGCAACAGUGUCGGUAACGCAUUGCAGGCUGGCACGGCAGUUUCGCCCGGCGAAAGGAAUGUGUGUUCGAGCGAAAAAAUGACGCAGACCGGUGACGGGAAUAUUUGGUCAAGUCCACUACCAGACCAUAUACAGAUGCAAGCUGAAUUGGGUGGAAAUGAAGCUAUGACUUGUCAAGAAUUACUUGCAUUAAGCGGUGCUUUAAGCGCUGCAUUACCGACCGGACAAUUGGCAUUAGAUUCUUUUCUUAAUUCGCUUACUAAAGGAAUAACGGAUCGACAUAUUACCUUAGAGGAUCAUACGCAAUGGUUAGCUUCGGACAUUGAUAAUUGCUCCUGUUGCUGUGAACUUCAGGGCAUUGAUCAAUGGCCAGACGAAAGUGACAAAUGGACGAAAAGUUCCCGUGCGAAAAGAUUCCUAAGAAGUUGUGGAAACAGUUGUAUUUGUGCUAUAAGAUGCAUAAGACGAUUAAUCAAGAAGCUGGUCGAGCACAAAUAUUUUCAACAGGGUAUCUUAUUGGCGAUUUUGAUCAAUACUUUGAGCAUGGGAAUAGAGUAUCAUAACCAGCCAGAGCAAUUGACUAUAGUAGUUGAGGUAAGCAAUAUUGUAUUUUCGGCCGUCUUUGCUGUGGAAAUGUUAUUCAAGAUAAUCGCGGAAGGUCCAUUUGGAUAUAUAAGUAAUGGAUUCAACGUUUUCGAUGGAGUUGUUGUAGUGCUCAGCGUGGUGGAGAUUUGUCAAGCAUUCGUCGAAGAGAGGGGUGGUAGUUCCGGGCUGAGUGUGUUGAGAACCUUUCGGUUACUCAGAAUCCUGAAAUUGGUGCGUUUUCUACCAAAUCUCCGACGACAAUUGUUCGUGAUGCUGCGUACUAUGGAUAAUGUUGCCGUAUUCUUUUCCCUUUUAGUACUUUUCAUCUUUAUAUUCAGUAUUCUCGGGAUGAACCUGUUUGGUUGCAAAUUCUGUGAAACGAUGAAAGGCAGCUCUGACGUCGAGUGUGAUAGGAAAAACUUUGACUCGUUACUCUGGGCUAUUGUGACAGUGUUUCAGAUCUUGACACAGGAAGAUUGGAAUGUCGUGUUGUUCAAUGGAAUGCAGAAGACGUCUCACUGGGCAGCUCUUUAUUUCGUCGCAUUGAUGACCUUUGGAAAUUAUGUUCUAUUCAAUCUGCUGGUCGCCAUUCUUGUCGAGGGAUUCUCUUCGGAGAGAAAUGAAAGAAGAGAACGAGAACAAAGAGAAAUGGCUAGACUUGCUGCGAAAGAAGCAGGAAUAGGCAGUGACGAUGGUUCUUCGAGGAUUUCGAGAUCUCAUUCGAUUACUGAUAGUGAUACUUAUACCCAAGAUCGAAAAAAUUCCUGGCAGAGUGCGGAAGAGUUACGCAAAUAUAAAGAUAACAACAGCAAGGAAAAACAGAAUACCGUAUGGAAGCACCAAAUGGACGAGCCUAAGUGUAAUAUUCAAAAGGAGAAUAAAAUAAUGGGUACUGCCGGUCAACCACCGAUAAUUACCCAUACAGCGGCCACUCCUCAAGAUUCACCGAACACCACUCUCGACGUCGGUUACAGAGAUUUAAACUAUCGAGCUGUUUAUCCUACUGCGGCACUGUCAAUCGAAUCUAUAGAUCGUUCAGGAAGUCAGUGUAGUAUUCCUUCUGGCCUGUUAAAGCUAUCAAACGUUUCAAACAAAAUAUCAACUAAAAAUCUCAUUGCCGGACAAUUUCCUCGACGAAUAAGCCUUGUCACGGCUGUUAUUAAUCCAGCAACGAGAGAAUCAUCUAGUUCAAGUCCACCAAGGAUACAAAGAGGUUAUUCGUGGAAAUUAUCACGGCCAUCUUUGAGAAAGAAACGUUGGUCACAAACGGAAGAUGAACCUCCUGGUAGAGCCACUGUUCUAAAUAACGGUCGAAACACUAUAUUAGGUUCCAAUUCAACUUUCAACAGUGGUUAUUUAUACGGUUCAAUAAGAAAUGACACGCAAAGCGAUACACCGAAUAAUCGAAUGACUGUCCUAACAAGCAAUAAUCGUAGUCUCAGCCCUAAUAAUUCCAUCGAAAGCCGUAGCUCCUCCAUUAAAUGUUACACAGCAACGCCCAAUCAGAUGCGAUGGAUUAGUGACCUUUCACGAAGGAACUCGUUGCGUGAAAAUGAAAAUGUUCAAUCACCAACAAGGAAGAUUUUACCUCUAGACGAGGUAUCUAUGCAAUGCUCAACGGCACGUACAAUCAAUAAUUUAUCAAUGGAGACUGGUCCACUGCCUAGAAUUAAACGACUUCCCGAUCAAGAUAAUGACAAUCAUACAGACGAACAGACGCCUCCCUUGAAUGGUCAUGGUAGUGUGAGCAGUAUUGAGAGAAUUAAAAAGAUUUUCAUGUUUUUUGAACCUAAAGGAUGCCUUAAGGAACGCGAUGAUUACUCACUGUACAUUUUUCCACCGAAUAACAGAUUUCGUGUUUUAUGUCGAUUGUUGGUCGAUCAAAGAUGGUUUGAUAACGUAGUACUUUUUUUUAUCGGUCUCAAUUGUAUUACAUUGGCAAUGGAACGGCCAAAUAUACCACCUGAUAGUGGAGAAAGACUUUUUUUAUCAAGUGCGAAUUAUAUUUUCACCGGGGUGUUUGCUGUUGAAAUGUUUAUCAAGGUUGUUGCAUCUGGUAUGCUGUAUGGUUCCGACGCUUAUUUUACUUCAGGUUGGAAUAUUAUGGACGGAGUUCUUGUAAUCAUUUCUAUAAUUGAUUUAUCAAUGUCUUUAUUGUCGUCGAGUAGUCCAAGAAUAUUUGGAAUAUUGAGGGUUUUUAGACUUUUAAGAUCAUUAAGGCCAUUACGGGUUAUUAAUCGAGCUCCUGGUUUGAAACUGGUUGUUCAGACAUUAUUAUCCUCUUUACGACCUAUCGGCAACAUCGUUUUGAUAUGCUGUACUUUUUUCGUAAUUUUCGGUAUCUUGGGCGUGCAACUCUUCAAAGGUGCCUUUUAUUAUUGUGAAGGGCCUGAUAUUAAAAAUGUACGCAAUAAAACGGACUGCCUGGCCGACAAACGAAACAUUUGGUUAAAUAGAAAAUACAAUUUCGAUGAUCUUGGAAAAGCGCUGAUGUCGUUAUUUGUACUUUCCUCAAGGGAUGGAUGGGUAAACAUCAUGUACACUGGAUUAGAUGCUGUAGGCGUUGAUCAACAGCCAAUCGAGAAUUAUUCGGAAUGGCGGCUUUUAUAUUUCAUAGCUUUUAUUCUACUCGUGGGCUUCUUCGUCCUAAACAUGUUUGUAGGUGUUGUAGUGGAAAAUUUUCACAGAUGUCGUGAGGAACAGGAAAAAGAAGAGCGCGUAAGAAGGGCUGCUAAAAGAGCCUUACAAAUGGAGAAAAAACGACGAAAAAUGCACGAACCGCCUUAUUACACAAAUUAUUCAAAAUCUAGACUGUUCGUACAUAAUGUUGUGACGUCUAAAUAUUUCGACUUAGCAAUUGCUGCGGUAAUCGGUCUGAAUGUUGUUACCAUGGCAAUGGAAUUUUACAUGAUGCCAAAAGCUCUGACUUACGCUCUAAAAAUAUUCAAUUAUUUCUUCACUGCGGUUUUCAUUCUUGAAUCUUUUAUGAAGCUUCUUGCCUUAGGGUUACAUCUUUAUCUUAAAGACAAAUGGAAUCAGUUAGAUGUAGGAAUCGUGAUAUUAUCGGUAGUUGGUAUAGUACUUGAAGAAGUUGAGUCAAAGAUCAUUCCGAUUAAUCCUACUAUAAUUCGAGUCAUGCGAGUUUUACGAAUUGCUAGAGUUUUGAAGUUGCUCAAAAUGGCAAAAGGAAUACGAGCUCUUUUAGACACAGUAAUGCAAGCAUUACCGCAAGUUGGAAAUUUGGGACUAUUGUUUUUUUUGCUGUUUUUUAUCUUCGCAGCUCUUGGUGUAGAAUUGUUUGGACGUUUAGAAUGCAGUGAUGAUAUGCCUUGCCAGGGUCUCGGAGAGCAUGCCCACUUUAGUAAUUUUGGUAUGGCGUUUCUAACACUUUUUCGAGUGGCCACUGGCGACAAUUGGAAUGGUAUCAUGAAGGAUACUCUGAGAGACGAUUGCGACGAAGCAGCGGAUUGCGUGAAGAAUUGUUGCGUGAGCACCAUCAUAGCUCCGAUAUUUUUUGUAAUUUUCGUGCUGAUGGCACAAUUCGUUCUUGUUAACGUCGUCGUCGCUGUACUCAUGAAACAUCUCGAGGAGAGUCAUAAACAGAUGGAAGAUGAGCUGGAUAUGGAAACACAGCUAGAAAGAGAAUUAGCCGCAGAGCAAGAAGAACUAUUGGAAGUAGAAGAAGAGGAAGAAGACGAUGAAACUAUAAAACGAGAAAGAGACGACGGUAGCAUGGACGAAGAUGACGACGUUAGAGAACGUGAUUCUAUUUUAGUAACGAACGAAAAGAUUCCUGCUAGCAGGCCUGGUCUCGCGAAAGUUCGUUCCUUGCCUGCAAAUUUUAUUUACAAUCCACCACAGGAGAGAAACGCAGACGAUGGAACAAUAUCAGUGUCAUUAUCGCGACGCAGUUCGUAUCAUCGUUCUUGUUCAAGGCCGUCCAAGUUCAAAUCGAAACGUAGACAAACGUUUCACUCGGGGCAUCAUCAGAGGAGAUCUUUACUGCCGAUGCAUUUUGAAGUCGCCGAAGUUUUCGAGAAGCCUGUGAGCAAUUUAAGUGUGCCUCGAAUCAUUCCUCAACACAGCUACGGUACAAGUCGAGAUGUCAUUCACGUGCAGCGUCAAAAAUUACAGGCAACCAUCGAUGGACAAGAAAACAAGACUCUGUUGAGCGUGAACAAACCGCCAGCGAGUUCUUCUUUUCCGGUAUCGCCAAUCGGCUCUGUAACAACUCUAACCUGUCCUAAAAUAAGCAGCGAACGUUAUCUAAUGCCAACGCCCAAUAUCUACCCGUCCAAGGCAACAUUGAGUCGUAGGCCAUCGAGCGACACGCAGUCACAAUCCGAUACAAACGUCAGCAUCGGAAGCAUCGCCUCAAAAACGGGCAGUGCGAUGAACGGCUAUAUGGAAACCGGCGUAUCGAGAAGCAAUGGCAGCAGAUCGAACGACUCAAAGGAGAAAAAUGAGAGACGAGUAUCUGCUCCACCGACGGACGAUCUUGACGUGCAGUCAAUCAUUAACGAAAGGAGACCGUCCAAACUGAAGAGCGGAAAUUCGACAGGAGCAACGAGGAUUGUCGGUGAUGAAUAUUCCUCGUCGACUCGAAUAGGAAGUUACGGCCAGGUCUAUGUGACCGAGGAACGUUCCGAAGAAGUAUCACCUAUGUCGAGCGGCAACAUGAGCGAUAGCAUCAUAGAGAGCAGCAGCACGAGUGGAAAUGGAAAUGUGACUGGAAGUGGAACUGUGAACGGUAGCGCAAGUGGAAACAGUAGCAAAAACGGAAGCGCUGUGGUGCAUGUAAUAGAAGGAGUGUGCGCCACUAUUGGCUCGGACGUUCGUAUAUACGUGGACGAUACCGAUUCGGCGAGUAGUAACAAUCAUCAGAGAAAAAAACCGAGCGAAGGGACACCAGAAGCUUCGACGACUAUUUCAUCGGUAACUGCGAUACCAGGUGUGACGAUGGAGGAAGAAAAAUCAGAGAGAUUUGAUAGAGCAUCUUCUGGUGGACCAUCGGAUUCUUCUUAAGUAACAACUCCUAUCUUCGAUGCGUUUAGAAAAAAGUAAACAAAAAAAAAAAAAAACAAAAACAAAAAAAAUGAAAAAAAGUAAUCGGUUUUACUGAGAAAAAUGGUAUAGAUUUCUAUGCAAUUGCUAGCCUACCAUGGUAUCCACGGCGAAAUACCAUGGAGAGUGCUGCGAGGGUUCAAUAUUGGACUCUAAGAAAGACUGUAGUGCAUGACAAUAUAGUCGUUAUAUUCUAGUCACUUUGCCACCGUGAACUUGCCAAAAUAGGAAAGGAAUCGUUUAGAUCGAGUUGGAAAUGCUAGAAAUUAGAGGAAUAGAGGAAGAGAGAAGGGAGAGCGAGUGAGAUGAAAGCGGAGAGUAAUAAUAAUAAUUAAAAAAGUACGAUUGAAUAUUCGAUCACGGACGAAUAAGAUUAGGUCAGUUGUGCGUCUUAAACGCGCGGAAUGAAAAAAAAAAAAAAGAGAAAACAUGAAUGAGAGAUUGCGCGUGCGCAUCAAGCGUGAAAUUUAACGUGCGUAAAACAAAAAGCGAAAAGCAUUUAAAAAGAAAAAAAAAAAAAAAAGAAAUGAAAAACCUAUGACAAUCUACUAUUGCCAACGGAACCAAUCUUAUGUUCCGUGAAAAAAAUACAUCAUGAAAAUCGAUUCGUAGGAAUUGGUAGGAUGAAGAAUGACGUAGUUUCUGCGUCGAUAAUUAGAGAAAUUUACGUAGUCGAUAAGUGAACUUGAGAACAAAAAAACAAAAAAAAUGAAAAAAGAAAAAAAAAGAGAAAAAACAAAUUUGUCGAGUCUACGCGACAAUUGCAAUUAAUCGGACCACACUUUCUCGCCUUUCCUUUUUCUCCAACUCGUCAAAUAAAAAUAAACGUGUGUCGUUCGCAGGAGAGUUUCGAGAGCCACGGUAGAUCAUGGGUAGCUCUCGACGAGAGAAAUGAAACGUGCCAAACUAAAGAUACGAAAAAUAAUAAAGAAAAAAAAAAAAUAAUAAUAAAAAAAAUGGUCAUUACCGAAGUGCCAGAAAAUCUAGAUAAAAAAAAAAACAGUUUCGAAAUAUAAAAGAAGAAACAAAAAUAAAAAGUAGUAUAGUUUUUUCGUAAUCGCGAGACAGAGAUUUUAGCUGCGGAAAUAAAGAAAAAUUACAAAAAAAAAGAAAAGGAAAAUCGUGUAUUAAUACUAAUUAAGAGCUUCAUAAUAAAAUAUUCUCAGAACCAACGUAGUGUGUGGUCAAAGGAGAAGGAUAAGGUCGAACAAAUAUUGUUAUGAUUGGCUAAAAUAAUGAACAGCCAGUUUAUAGCUUAAUCGAUUAUAAUAGUAUUUUUAUCACCUCUUUCAAACUAACUCUAUAUAAAAAAAAAAAGAAAAAAGAAAAAAAAACACUCGACGAUUAGCUCGGAGUUUGAGAUAAAAUACAAUUAGAAAUUUAAGAUUAACUCCGAUGUUGUGAUAAUCUUUAAUACAAAUUGAAAUUCGUACAAUUUAUGUAAUCUCUAUGUCAAUUGGUAUUACUUCAACGGAUUCACGUGGAAAGCUAUGCAGAUACCAACUGCCGUGUACUUCCGGAUAAUCCUGCGGCGACUAACGAAAUAUUCUCUUCGUUUCCUUCUCUUCAUUUCUUUCUCGUGUUCUAAAACAUUUUUCUCAUUAACAUCUGUGAUAUACUUUAAUCGUAGUGUAUUUCCUACAUAAAAAAAAGAAGAGAGAAAGAAAGAGGAAAAGAAAAAUACAAUGAAAGCAACAAAAGCGAAUGUCAGAGAGAGAGAGAGAAAUAGCGAGACGAGAACAAGAAUAAAGAAUAAGAAGGCACAGUAAAUAGAGAAACAAAAAUAGAAAAGAAAAGGUAGUGUGCGAUUUUUUGAUAAAAAUAAAAUGAAAAAAACAUAAAACACGAACAAGUAUGAAACUGUAUGAGUGAAAAAUGAGGAGAAAAAGAAUAAUAAUAUAAAAUACAUAAUAUAUANUAUAUAUAAUAUA
Molecule: messenger RNA, 10589 nt
Organism: Apis laboriosa (Himalayan honeybee)
Lineage: Eukaryota; Metazoa; Arthropoda; Insecta; Hymenoptera; Apidae
Gene: Ca-alpha1T
Product: voltage-dependent T-type calcium channel subunit alpha-1G
Exons: 36
Coding region: 925-8619 (2564 amino acids)
Biological process (GO): calcium ion import; sodium ion transmembrane transport; neuronal action potential
Cellular component (GO): neuron projection; plasma membrane; voltage-gated sodium channel complex
Molecular function (GO): low voltage-gated calcium channel activity; voltage-gated sodium channel activity
Source: RefSeq, a predicted model, not a curated record